Molecule: messenger RNA, 6149 nt
Organism: Phlebotomus papatasi
Lineage: Eukaryota; Metazoa; Arthropoda; Insecta; Diptera; Psychodidae
Product: negative elongation factor B-like
Exons: 6
Coding region: 1216-1965 (249 amino acids)
Biological process (GO): negative regulation of transcription elongation by RNA polymerase II
Cellular component (GO): nucleus; NELF complex
Source: RefSeq, a predicted model, not a curated record
GCAUAUGAAGAUCCCUUUCUUCAUUCUCUUAUUGCCCUACUAAUUCCAAUGGCUGAAGAAUUUACCGCCGAAGAUUUUUGCACAGGACUUUUUGAUGAAUUUCUCUUUGCUAGACUCACAAGAGACAAUGUUACGCGACACAUGCUAAAGUUAUUGUGGUACAUCCAUCUCAAAUUACCAGCUGCGCGUCUCCAAACACUUCUCAAGGCACUCCAGCCAUCCUCUCAGCACCAUGAAAACGUACACAAAUUAUAUGACAAUCUAUAAACACGGAUUGGGCUGGCAAUUCAGGAAAAUAUCGCGUCAGAGACUAUAGAUAUUGACUAUGAUUCACCUCUAAAAAGUGUUCCUACGCCAAAGCCUCAUUAUCUUUAGUUUUUUUUUAUGAUGAAUUUUUCUAUUUCUUUCAGUUUGCCACAUAAUUUACCGAGUUGUUUUAUGUGUAUCUUAAAUUUUGAUAAAAACAUUUAGUGAAUCUAGUUAUAGAGAAAAUUUGUCAUUCCAAUCAACAUAACCCGUUUGUGAAUUAUAGUAGGCUAUGCAUUAGUGAAAAAACAAUAUUUCUGUAAAGUUUAUAGCGUUCAUAGCUCUUCUCUCAAAAGAAAAUGUCGCAAAAAUUGGAGAACUACAGUUUGAUACUACAAGAUGGGACCGUUCUUCAUGGCGAAAGCGUUGAUCAGCGUGGUGAUGUAGACGGAGAAUUUUUUUUUACCACAGCCAUGGUGGCUUAUCCGGAUCAGAAUCUGAAUCCGGUCUGAAUUUUAGUUGAAAUGACUAAUCCACCGAAGUUUGUGGGCACCGGAUUGGAAGAACUGAAAGUUCCUGGACAAGCUUAUCUUCGUGAUGCACUCCCUUCUUGUACAGACCCCCUAAAAGCCAUUGAGAAUUUUCAAUUAGAAAAUGGCAUCCUAUUACCAUCUCUUCGCCCAAUGUUACCUCUACUUGACCUUCAUGGAGUACGGCGGCUGGAUUUUCAUACGUCGGUUUUGGAGGAGCUCCGUGAGAAAUUAAUUGCUGAAAUAAAUAAACUUGGAGCAAAGGAAGGAUGAGAAAUAAUUUUCGAUAAACUUCUUAAAGAAAGCUUUCCUGUCGUAAGAGUGCGUGCGCUAAGUAAAAAGGCAAAUUUGGAGAGAUAAUCAAUCACUUUUUGGAGACGAAGUAUCACCACUUUUAUCGCAAUAUAUACGAGAAAAAGAGCAUAUCCUGUUUGAUCAUAUGAACCUUAACAACCUGUUCUUUACGCCAUCUCCUAAGUUACGACGCCAGGGAGAAGUGGUCCAGAAACUAGCUAAUAUGAUCGGGAACAAUGUUAAAUUGUAUGAUAUGGUGCUCCAAUUUUUGCGUACAUUAUUUCUGCAUACCAGAAACGUGCAUUACUGCACUCUAAGGGCAGAAUUACUGAUGGCACUACACGAUCUUGAGGUUCAAGAUAUUAUUUCCGUAGAUCCAUGUCACAAGUUCACAUGGUGUUUGGAUGCAUGUAUACGUGAGAAAAAUGUUGAUAUCAAGCGAUCACGGGAGCUACAAGGUUUCUUAGACAAUAUUAAGAGAGGUCAAGAACAAGUACUUGGGGAUCUAUCAAUGACCUUAUGUGAUCCCUAUUCCAUCAACUUCUUAGCAACAUCUGCAAUCAAAAUUCUACAGCACCUUAUUAACAAUGAGGGUUUGGCCAGAGAUAAUACCAUUUUAAUUCUCUUACUGAGAAUCCUUGCCCUAGGACUUAGUGCAUGGGUCAUGAUCGAUUCCCAGGAAUUUAAGGAGCCAAAAUUAGAUAGCCAGGUUGUGACAAAAUUCUUACCAGCUCUCAUGUCUCUGAUAGUGGAUGAUCAGGUACGACAUUUAACAGCUCGUCUUCCCCCAGACGAGCGCGAAAGUGCUAUUACAACAAUUGAACACUCUGGUCCAGCUCCAGAUGCUGUGGAAGCGUAUAUACAAGAGAGUACAGUGGCAUCUAUAUUAGGAUGAUCGAGCAUAUGAAGAUCCCUUUCUUCAUUCUCUUAUUGCCCUACUAAUUCCAAUGGCUGAAGAAUAAAAGGGAUAGAUGCCAGAGGGAAUGGCUUUAUACGAAUUGUAACUGAGGAAACAUACAAGAAAUUGGACAAUGAAGGUACCACCAGCUUCCUCUUCAGUGUUGAGAAGAAUCGGCAUGAUGCCCUCUCGAAAAACUCCUACCAAUUGGGGAAUUCAAGCUUCAAGAGGAUCAAAUUGACUCCUCAGUAACAAUGUAAAGUUUUACUACCAGCAGUGGAUGGAGGAGCAAGCACAGAGUCUCAUUGAUGCCACAACAGCAGCUUUCAAGGCCGGAAAAAUUGUCCAGAAUCCCUUUGCACAGCCCCCACCAAAGGGGGUAGCCAUCCCGCCGCCCAACACCCUUGCACCGCCUCCGCGGCAGGGCAUGAUGACUGGAAUUCCGGGAAUGCCUCAGAUUUUAUCUGUAAAUUCCAACUUUAUUUUCUGUUCAAUAAAAGAAAACAUCCGGAUGCUUAUCUAAGAAGGUGGGUUUUUUUAGAUACCUUUGCGCCACUUUUCGCAGGUCUUGGUCUCGGUCAUGGGCUUGCCCGCUACCCCACAGGUUCCAAUUCCUACCCUCCCAUUGACAUUGUCCGGAGACGCAAAGAUGCUCUUUGGAAUGCCAGCUGAUCCAGAUUUCUUGGCGCUUUUUGUCGUAAAAGCCAACCAUUUGUUCUUCUCCGUCUCACGCUCAGCUUCCAAUUCCUUAAAUCUCUGUUGCUUUUUCAGUUUCUUCUUGCUGAACUCUUCUUCAGCAGGUCAGCAAGAUGCGGACUUGGAGUCUCCAAUGUGUAGGAAUUCGACCUCACGAUCCUCUGCACAGGUGCCAUCCUCUUCAACUCCUUCUCCGGAGGCGACAUGGGCACACUCCCAUACCCAGAAAUCCUCCUACGCUCCACCAAAGGCACAGAAAUGGACAGAGAAUGAACAGGAGCUCAGAAUUACAAGCCAGUAACCAGUGACAUUUAAAAUAGAAGAAGAAGAAGAAAGAACGCCUAUUCGCUUUACGCCUAUUGGCUUGUAGGAAUCUUUUCUAACCUAAAAAAUAAUCAGUGCAAAUAACGCGACUUUUCACAAGUUUUUCCGAGUUUCCUGAAGAAAGAGUGUUUGUCUUGGUCUGAAAAUUAUGGACCAGGAAGUAAAGAAUCACCUGGCAAUGGAUGUUUUGGUGAAUAACGAGAAGGUGAAUGUGGAUCAGUUGUCCGGGAAGCUCAAUCUUCCUCUGCAAAAGUGCUCCUUGAAGCUGGAAGAUUGACUCAAGAGCUGCCUGGCUAAGGAGUUGGAGAAAAUAUCUCGGGAAUUUAUGAUAAAAGGGAUAGAUGCCAGAGGGAAUGGCUUUAUACGAAUUGUAACUGAGGAAACAUACAAGAAAUUGGACAAGGAAGGUACCACCAGCUUCCUCUUCAGUGUUGAGAAGAAUCGGCAUGAUGCCCUCUCGAAAAACUCCUACCAAUUGGGGAAUUCAAGCUUCAAGAGGAUCAAAUUGACUCCUCAGUAACAAUGUAAAGUUCUACUACCAGAAGUGGAUGGAGGAGCAAGCACAGGAUGGGAAGGGCAAGGCAUGGAUCUAUCCGGUCGCCACUGUGGAAGGGUGGUGGUGUCAGUCAUGGACCACGGUCACCCACGAGCCACUUCUAUAUGCUGCCCUAUUUUACGAGGGUCAUGGGACUUACAUCAACGCUGUCUGUAAAGUUGGCCCAGAAUGACUUGUUUGUGGUGGAAAAUCUCGAUAUUCCCGUAGAGGAUCCGAAGUUUGUGCAGGAACUGAUAGAUGCUCGGACUUGGGGACCGUCAGUGCUGAUAGUUGAUGAGUAAGUUUAUAGCUGUGGUAUGUUCCCAAGGAAUUUCUGGAGACCCUUUUACUUUUCCAGGAGUGAUAUUUUCCCUUACAACAUCACUGCAGCCACAGAACAAAUUCCUCAUGUUACUAUGAUGCCCCUGUACGGGCUGAAUGUCUACUCUAUGUUGAAAUAUCACACCCUGGUUCUCACGAAGGACGCUGUCCGGAAACUCGAAGAAAGAAUUCUCUACCAGUUCAAUCGAUCGGACAGCAGGGAACUCGUGAAGAAAUUCCGCGUUAGUCAGUGAAAAACAUUUUAAAAGGGCAACAGAAUUUAAUAAAGUAGCUUUCCAGAGACAAAUGUAAUCGUUUUAACUCCGCGGGUCUCUCUCCUUGGUCAACUUCUCCCGGAUUGACCAUCGCAGGUCCAGGUGCUUAUUUUGUCCAGGAAUAUUGUCUUUGAAGCUGUCCCACUCUUUCUGAUACUUCGAAUGCAUGGUUACGGGAUCACUUUUUGUUUUUGGUCGCGUGACUUUCGGGCGAAUCCCUGGAAAACAAAUUCCUGGUUACCAUGUCUCCUUGGCCUUUGACCCUAUUUCCCACUGCCCUAUAUUUCACCUUCUCUGCAGAAAAAUACUUACACAUCUUGCUUCUCGAAUUAACUGAUUCCGGACGCGAUGGCUGAAGAUUUUCACUCUGAACUUCGUCCUUCUUUCUUUCCGGACGAUGCACUUUGGCCAAGAAGCUCAAUGUUGGUGCUCUAUACAGCAGCCCCUGACGAUGCUUCUGGGCACAUGAGCACUUUGUGGAUUUGCAUAUUUUGCACUGAAGGGUGUCGUAUUUAAUUAAUUUCUUCAAAUCUGCGGCAAAAAGAGGAAAAUUCAAAAGGAUUGAGGUUAUGAAUAUCUUUUAGAUUUUCACAAGUUUUUCCGAGUUUCCUGAAGAAAGAGUGUUUGUCUUGGUCUGAAAAUUAUGGACCAGGAAGUAAAGAAUCACCUGGCAAUGGAUGUUUUGGUGAAUAACGAGAAGGUAAGGUGUUUUCCACAUUUUUCAAGUGCGGUUUUGGCAAACAUUUUGUCCUUUAGGUGAAUGUGGAUCAGUUGUCCGGGAAGCUCAAUCUUCCUCUGCAAAAGUGCUCCUUGAAGCUGGAAGAUUGGAAGAAGUCCUCAGACAUUCCAUGGACAUGUCCUCGGACAUUCCAUGGACAUGUCCAUGGAAUGUCCGACAUGUCCAUGGACAUGUCCAUGGAAUUUCCGAGGACAUGUCCAUGGAAUGUCCGAGGACAUGUCCAUGGAAUGUCCGACAUGUCCAUGGACAUGUCCAUGGAAUUUCCGAGGACAUGUCCAUGGACAUGUCGCCAUCCUCUUCAACUCCUUCUCCGGAGGCGACAUGGGCACACUCCCAUACCCAGAAAUCCUCCUACGCUCCACCAAAGGCACAGAAAUGGACAGAGAAUGAACAGGAGCUCAGAAUUACAAGCCAGUAACCAGUGACAUUUAAAAUAGAUGAAGAAGAAGAAAGAACGCCUAUUCGCUUUACGCCUAUUGGCUUGUAGGAAUCUUUUCUAACCUAAAAAAUAAUCAGUGCAAAUAACGCGACUUUUCACAAGUUUUUCCGAGUUUCCUGAAGAAAGAGUGUUUGUGUUGGUCUGAAAAUUAUGGACCAGGAAGUAAAGAAUCACCUGGCAAUGGAUGUUUUGGUGAAUAACGAGAAGGUAAGGUGUUUUCCACAUUUUUCAAGUGCGGUUUUGGCAAACAUUUUGUCCUUUAGGUGAAUGUGGAUCAGUUGUCCGGGAAGCUCAAUCUUCCUCUGCAAAAGUGCUCCUUGAAGCUGUAAGAUUGACUCAAGAGCUGCCUGGCUAAGGAGUUGGAGAAAAUAUCUCGGGAAUUUAUGAUAAAAGGGAUAGAUGCCAGAGGGAAUGGCUUUAUACGAAUUGUAACUGAGGAAACAUACAAGAAAUUGGACAAUGAAGGUACCACCAGCUUCCUCUUCAGUGUUGAGAAGAAUCGGCAUGAUGCCCUCUCGAAAAACUCCUACCAAUUGGGGAAUUCAAGCUUCAAGAGGAUCAAAUUGACUCCUCAGUAACAAUGUAAAGUUUUACUACCAGAAGUGGAUGGAGGAGCAAGCACAGAGUCUCAUUGAUGCCACAACAGCAGCUUUCAAGGCCGGAAAAAUUGUCCAGAAUCCCUUUGCACAGCCCCCACCAAAGGGGGUAGCCAUCCCGCCGCCCAACACCCUUGCACCGCCUCCGCGGCAGGGCAUGAUGACUGGAAUUCCGGGAAUGCCUCAGAUUUUAUCUGUAAAUUCCAACUUUAUUUUCUGUUCAAUAAAAGAAAACAUCCGGAUGCUUAUCUAAGAA